UCGGACAGAAUGUUCAUGUCGCAUUUUUACUUGAAAUUAACGUGGAAAUUAGGACAUUCUUGCGAGCCAAAUUGAGAGGAAAUACGCUUUUUCCGAACUAGCCAAACAUUUGCAGUCAUGUCUAAAGGAGGGGGUGGCUCAAGCAAGCCAUCUCCACAGGAAUCAGAAUUAUACUUUUUGAUCAUCAAAUUUCUUGCCGGUGGUCCAUGCAGGGCAACAGCAGAGGUUCUGAAGCGAGAGAUUGAACAAAAUGAGCUAUUUCCAAGUAGAUUGGAUUGGCUCGGAAAUGAACAUCGAAAGAGCUAUGAAAACUUGGACCAAGCAAACCAACACAUCCGAAAUGAUCACCUACUGCGUAUUUGUGAGCGGAUUGGACCUCUCCUGGACAAAGAGAUCAAACCUAGCGUGGCCGGAGUUCAGUCCUUGCUCGGGGCCGGGUCGCAGUCGCACUUAAGAUCCGCACAAGAUGUCGGCAAAGCAGUUGACUUUUCCCCAUCGGUGUUUUCAGCCACCAUACAUCACCGUCCCCUCAUGCCACCAGUGAAACGAGCAAAAUACCCAAACAAGUAUCAUGUUCUCCAAGGGCGUGUCAGAACGGGCGUGGCACGCCACAACCACCUGUUACCUACCUCGCAAUACGGUAAGAUAGCCACUCACCUACGCACACUUGGUCACCUCUCCUCAGUCUACUGUGCUGCGUUCGACCGCAGAGGGAUUCGGAUAUUCACUGGUGCGGAUGACCACCUCGUCAAGAUCUGGAGUACCCUCGAUGGCCGCCUUCUCGGCACCCUCCGCGGCCACGCCUCCGAGAUCGUUGAUAUGCACCUCAACUAUGAGAACACUCUGAUUGCUGCAGCGAGUAUUGACAAGGUGGUUCGGGUCUGGAAUACGCAGACGCUGGCACCGGUCGUGGUGUUGAAUGGUCACACUGCAAUGAUUACAUCAUUAGAGUUUUCUCCAUAUAACCGUGGUAACAAUCGCUACAUGGCAACGACUGGUUCUGAUGGUACACUGUGUAUAUGGACCUGGAACGCAAAUAAUCUUUUAUUCAAUACCCGACCAAUCAGAUUCACGGAAAGAUCAAGAGCUGGUAGCCAGAUGUUAUGUCUUUCAUUCAGUCCAGGAGGUACGUUUUUAGUCGCUGGUAGCUCCGAUGCUACCAUCCGAGUUUACCUGUUCACCAGCAGUGGUCCAGAGAAGAUGUGUGAACUGGAAGCCCACACUGAUCGCGUGGACAGUAUUGACUUUUGUCACUCGAGCGUUCAUUUUGUUAGUGGGAGUAAAGACGGAACGGCGAGAAUCUGGAGAUACGAACGUCAGGAAUGGAGAAGUGUUCUCCUCAACAUGGAUGUACGCAUUCCAGGAGCGAAGACGCCAGGUAUCGAUGACUCCAAUAAGAUAAUGAAACACAGAGUAACGAUGGUUGGCUGGGAUCUUCACGAUCAGCGAGUAGUUACGGCUGUCAACGAUCAUUCACUCAGAGUGUGGGAUUCUCGUAGCGGGAAACUACUACAAGAACUUUAUUCACACACGGAUGAGGUGUUUGUGCUUGAGGGUCAUCCGAUAGAUACCAGGAUAUUCCUGAGUGCAGGACACGAUGGUUUAAUCAUCCUCUGGGAUCUCGAUACUGGCAACAAAAUCUUCAGCUACUACAACAAUAUUGAGGGUCAAGGUCAUGGUGCUAUGUUUGACUGUAAGUUCUCGCCUGAUGGUCAGUACAUUGCAGCUACAGACUCUCACGGUCAUCUUGCCAUAUUUGGAUGGGGGUCAAGCGAGAGAUAUUCAAAGGUGCCUUUUGAGCAGUUCUUCCAUACCGACUACCGGCCACUGAUGCGUGAUGCAAACAAUUUUGUUUUAGACGAGCAGACGCAGCAGGCCCCUCACCUCAUGCCUCCGCCAUUUUUAGUGGACAUGGACGGUAACCCUCACCCCAUCCAGUACCAGAAACUCGUCCCGGGCAGAGAGAACUGUACCUCAAGCGCCUUGGUGCCUCAGAUUGGUGUAGCUCCUAAUGGUGAACAUGAAGUCAUCAGCGAGCCAGUCAGGCCGGCGAGACCGGCCCAAGGAGGUCCACCUCGACCGGUACCCCCAGAGCCCUCUCAAGAAGAGCCGAUGCUACCCCAAGAAGAGAUGGACCUAAACGAGUCUCACCAAGCGUCUAGUAUCUUAGAUGAGAUGAUCGAGCAGAUGCAGAGGGAGCAAGACGGGCAUGAGGAUGGUCCGAGCGCUGCUGAUGUUGCUGCUGCAGCAGCUAUGCCACCGCCUGUUGGUAUCCCGGGCCCAAGGCCGGCCACUCCAAGCAGGGGUAGUCUCAAUGGUCCCCUUAGCCCCUCGGCUGUGUCUCCUAGAGGUGUAAGACGUAGCGGUGAGAUCGAGGGAGUACGGCAAGCUACGGGGAAUGUUCCAAUCAGUCAGCAGGCAUCCCAGGCUGACCUCUUGGCCUGGAGUGAGAGGGUGGUGGUCCCUGAACUUCCUGCCUCGUUGCUAAGGAGUUUGGAGAAAAGAAGGCAUUUGCUCCUAGAAGAGGAACAGUGUCACUUCAAGAUGGAGAAAAGGAGGAAACCAUCGGUGGCAUUCCUUCAAAGGGAGGACUCUGGUGACUCUCAGGAACGACUCAGGAAAAGGAAGAGGGCCAACCAUGGGUAUGGUACCCGCUCCAGUAGAGAGACCCUCAGGAAGCAAAGAAGGGUGCAACGAGAAAGAGAACAGCGGGAGCAAGACCGGGAUGAGAUCAACACCGAAGACGAGGGUGAGGAGACGUUAGUGAUGAGUGGGGGAGACACCACGGAGGAUGAAGUGGAAUGGAACAGCAGUAGUGAUAGCGGAAGUGAAACAAGCGAGUACUCUGAUUGGACGGCCGAUGUUGGCAUCAAUCUUGAACCACCCAAGAGGAGUCAGAGGCAGGUCACUAGGAGGAGGUUUAACAGCGGUGGCUCCGAGGACGAGGAGGAAUCGUCAAGCCCAAGGAAGACGAGCAGAAAGGAGUCCAAACCAAGGAAGAAAAAACCCCCAGCGACCGUCAUCGAGGACCAAGAAUUGAUAAAAGAACUUCCAGAGGAAAUGAAACCCCCUCGCUGGGUGACGGACUCCACGCCGCGUCGCUGCCCGUACAUCCCCCAGAUGGGUGACGAGGUGGUCUACCUACGCCAGGGGCAUGAGUGUUAUUUCGAGGCUGUCAAGAGGAUGAAACUCUAUAAAAUUGACUUGAAGAAACAACCGUGGCACAAGAGGAAAUUAAGGGACCAAGAGCUGGUAAAAGUUGUUGGUAUUAAGUACCAGAUUGGACCUCCGACGCUUUGCGGACUGAAACUUGCCUUCAUAGAUCCAGAAACUCGCAAGCAGACUGGAUCAAGUUUCUCUAUCAAGUACCACGACAUGUCAGAUGUUAUAGAUUUCUUGGUGUUGCGCCAACAUUACGACAACUCAAUCGCUCAGAACUGGAAGGCAGGGGACCGGUUUCGAGCCAUGAUAGACGAUGCAUGGUGGCUGGGUACCAUCAUGAACCAAGAGCCAUUCCAAGUGGAGUGUCCAGAUAGCUUCUUUCAGUGUUACAACGUUGCAUGGGACAACAGUGAGGCAGAGAAAAUGAGUCCUUGGGAUUUAGAGCCAGUCGAUGAAGACCAAUUACCAGACGAGACAGGCGGCAGUGUACCAGUCAGUCAAGACGAACGCAUGCGUUCCCUCUACACCCCGGAAGACGCCGAAUGGGGCGACAGGGAUCACGUCGUGGAAUGUGAACGCAUCAUCACCUGUAUUGAUCAGCUGAUGGCGCUCAGCAUCGCCAAGCAUUUCAACGCCACCGUGGAUCUCGGCGUCUUUCCGAUGUACGCGCAGAUCGUUGCGUACCCGACCGAUCUGAAUAAGAUCAAGACCAGACUGGAGUUUAGAUUCUACCGCCGGCUGUCGGCUUUGAUGUGGGAGAUAAGACUCAUCGAGCAGAACGCGGUACUCUUCAACGAGAAGGACAGUAAGAUUGUCAAGUUGGCGGAGACCAUCACUAAGAUACUUCUGGAGAUUAUUAGGAAUCCAAAGUGCACGGAUGCAAUGGUCGUCUACAAAAAGCAGACGGGGGCGAUGGACGCAGACGAACUGGUCAAGAUUGAAGAUACCUCCUCAAGUGAGGAUGAAGACCGACCGUCAACGAGUAGAAAGCGGACAGCGGAGUUUGGAUCACCUCCUGCUAAGCGGAUUCGAAGCCUCGCUAGCUACAACACCAAAGCUUGGAUCAAUCAAUGUAAAGAACUUACUCAAAUGCUGUGGAAUUGUCAAGACUCUGAGCCGUUCCGUUACUCAGUCGAUGAAAUGCUUUAUCCGGAUUAUCGUACCAUCAUAGACACCCCUAUGGACUUGAACACAGUCCGAGAGCAACUUGUAGGAAUGAUCUACCAAGACCCUAUGGAAUUCUGUAAAGACGUACGCCUCGUCUUCACCAACUCAAAAAGUUACACCCCAAACAAAAAAUCUAAGAUCUAUUCCAUGACGUUACGUUUAUCAGCACUCUUCGAGGAGCAAUUCAGACCUAUUGUAAGCGACUACAAAUCAGCUCUGAAGUAUAAGAGGCAAGUCCCUUCAGGACUCAAGAGAAAUAAAAGCUUGAAAUCGCGCAGGAAAUCACGUCGCCCAUCCACCGAAGCCUCGUCCUCUAACAGCGAAGCCUCGUCAUCUCACAGCGAAGAAGACGAGGAGACAGAGAGCCCUCCUCGGGCGGGGCCAUCCAGGGUGGGGCCAUCCAGGGUGGGGCCAUCCAGGGCAGGGUCAUCCAGGGCGGGGUCAUCUAGGGUGGGGCCAUCCAGAGAGAACUCAGCCAGCGUCGCCAGACCUAGUACUUCAAGACAGUUAAAUGCCAAAGAAAGUCCAACUAGUACCAGACUAAGUGCCAAGAACAUUCCGUCCAAGAGUAAAAACUCAGGGAAAUCAACGACAUUUUCAAAAAGCGUUGCAGAAAGAGUAAAGAGGCAAACGAAAUCCAGCAACACGAGGAAAGAUGAUUCGGGACAAGAAAGUGAAGACCAAGAUGAGAACAGUGAAGAAGAGGAGGAGGAGGAGGAGGAAGAAGAAAAUGAGGAGGAGGAGGGGGAGGAAACAGACGUGGAGCAAGAAAAGAAAGAUGAAGAUGAUGAAGAUGAUGAAGAAAAUGAAGAAGAAGAAGAAGAAGAAGAAAUUAAACCAUUAAGACCAAAACGAAACGGGAUGAGAAGCAGCAUUGCUACAAGAAAUUCUGGUUCUAACUUGAGCAACGGUCACAUGAAGCGGUACUCCACAAGAAAUCAGCCAGUAGUAAGCAACAACGAAGAAGAUGAAAAUGAGGAGGAAGAGGGUUCGGACAGCGAAGAUGGCAGCGAGAAGAACUCCGACUCGAGCAACGACUCGUCCUCAGCCACCGAAGACGUCUCAAACUCAGACAAUAGCUCCGACGAGAAGUCGAGGGAUAGUGACACGGACAAUUACAUGUCAGACGAUGCGCGUAACCAUCGAACGCGGUCUGACCGAUCAAGAGCGAGGUCCACAUCAAAGCGGAAGAGCAGGAGGAGUACGUCAAGUCCGGAGGCGAUAAGUCGACGAUCUAACCGAGUAAACACGAGAACGAGAGGACGCUUUAACUCCAGUGAUUUUGAAACAGAGACUGUCGCGGUGACGAGCUCGAGCCGCAAGCCUAAGACUCGUAAUCAGGGAAAGCAGACUGUGAUUUAUAGGGACCUGGACGAGGAGAGCGAGAAUCAGUCGUACGACAGCGAGGAGGUCUCAGACGAUGCGGAGGAGGAUGUCGCGACGACGGUGUCGAGUCGAGGGAGAGUGCGACGGUUGACUCAACGAGCGAGAUUAAGCAUUAUGGGAGAAUAGAUCUGCAUUCCUGAUAAUAACCGUCACCCUCCGCAUCACCACUCACUCCUUCCGGCCCUCACCCAAUUGCAGGCCUGUAUGCUGCACUUUUGAAAGGGCAAGGGCACCAAGGCAUUUUCACCUUG
This is a messenger RNA of Asterias rubens (European starfish), 5966 nucleotides long. Its product is annotated as bromodomain and WD repeat-containing protein 3-like. Gene Ontology annotation, biological process: regulation of cell shape; regulation of transcription by RNA polymerase II; cytoskeleton organization. The transcript has 34 exons. Gene Ontology annotation, molecular function: protein binding. Lineage: Eukaryota; Metazoa; Echinodermata; Asteroidea; Forcipulatida; Asteriidae. Gene Ontology annotation, cellular component: nucleus. The record is from RefSeq and is a predicted model, not a curated record. The coding region runs from base 118 to 5841 and encodes 1907 amino acids.